Molecule: messenger RNA, 887 nt
Organism: Andrographis paniculata
Lineage: Eukaryota; Viridiplantae; Streptophyta; Magnoliopsida; Lamiales; Acanthaceae
Product: protein FATTY ACID EXPORT 5-like
Exons: 3
Coding region: 187-546 (119 amino acids)
Cellular component (GO): membrane
Source: RefSeq, a predicted model, not a curated record
CGGGCAUAGGGGCUCAUUAGUCUUUCCACAAAACCUGAAGGUCAAUUUUGGCGAAACGCCGGAGGGAAGAAGACGUCAACGAAAUCGGUCGGCAUCUGAUCAGUUCUUCAUUCCGUUUGCAGGCCAACAGUAUUUUCGCUCGAUUUUCCCCCUGAAUUGAUCUGUGCCUCAAGUUGCAGUUUCAAUAUGCACGAUUUUUGCUUCACAAUUCCGUAUGGGCUGCUUCUUGUGUGCGGCGGCGUAAUUGGAUUUGUGAAGAAAGGCAGCACAGCCUCUCUAGCUGGGGGCGCCGGCACUGGAUCUCUGCUCGUCAUCGCAGGAUACCUCAGCCUCCAGGCAUUCAAUAAACGGAAGAACUCCUACUUCGCUCUGAUCCUUGAAACAGUCAUUGCUGCCAUUCUGACAUGGAUCAUGGGACAGAGGUACAUGCACACCGGAAAAAUAAUGCCAGCCGGUAUUGUUGCUGGCCUAAGUUUCAUCAUGGCUCUAUUUUACCUUUACAAAGUAGCUACCGGCGGUAACCAUAUUCCUCCAAAGACUGAGUAGGGGUGUCGGUAAUCUCUUACCCUGUAUCGUGUUUGUCGCGUGCCUCAAAUACUGGAUUUGUAAAACAUUGUUCAUUAAUACGGGAUUUGCUGUUGCGGCUCAAUACAUGUAUCAAGACUUGUGGCAAUCCAAAGAUUUAUCUUGGAUUGAUUGAAACCGUAGCAAACGCUAUUACAAGCCAUAUACCCUGUUUUCCUGUAUGAAUAUAGCAUGGUUAGGCCUAAUGAGACACUUGUACUAGUUUUUACUAAAAUUUUGUAGUAUACUAAGUGCCUGGAAGCUGAGAAAGAAUAUAUAUACAUUGGAGUUUUAAGUUGCUUUGAAAAGAAUAGAAAAUUGAA